UCCCCGCUUUUCGCAGACCAUGCUCCCCGAGGAGCGCAAGGAGGGCUCGCCCCGUUUCGGGAAGCUCCAUUUCCCCGUGGGGCUCUGGAUCAAUUCCCCCAAAAAACGCCUGGCCAAGAUGAGCCGCCGCUGGCCCAGCGCGGGCUCCGUCCGAUCCACCUCCUCGGACACCCCGAGCCGCGCCAGCGACCCCUCGGACCCUCGCCCCGCGGUGCCCGCGCCCCCUCCCAAACCCAAAGCCCCCCGGCACAAGCGCCUGUCCCACCUGUUCCACCGCGCCACCAGCGCCACCAGCGCCACCAGCGCCACCAGCGCCACCAGCGCCACCAGCGCCACCAGCGCCACCAGUGCCACCAGUGCCACCCCGCAGGGCGGCCGCUGGGCCAGCGAGAAGAAGCUGGCCGAGCUCCACGACCCCUCGGGGGACAUUUUAGGGUCGGGGGGCGGCGCGACCCCGAACCCACAACAACCCCCGUGCAUCCUCAAGAUCUUCGGGGGGGCGAUUUCCAGGGGGGCCAACUACAAGAGCGUCCUGGCGACCCCGCGCUCCAGCGCUCGCCAGCUCGUGCGGGAGGCGCUGGAGCGUUACGGGCUCAAUCCCGACGAUUUCGGGCAAUUCGCGCUCUGCGAUGUGGUGGGGCGGCCCGGGGGCGGCGGCGCGGCCGGGGGCGGCUGGCAGGGCGAGCACCUGCGCGAGGUGGGCGACUGGGAGCGGCCGCUGCUGCUGCAGGAGCUCUGGAAGCCCAAGGCGGGGUGGUCGCGGCGCUUCGAGAUCCGCCGCAGGCAGGACCUGGAGAGAGCGGGGGACGGCGACGAUGGCGACAGCGCCGGUGAGUGGCGACAGUGGCGGAGAGAGCGGUGGCGACCCCGGAGCGGCGGGGGUGGCCCUGGGGGUCCUGGCGUUGGUGUGUGCCCGCCCCCGGACCGGCGGGAGUGUCCCCCGGGGGAGAUUUUGUACACGACUCAGAAUGAAUUCCUGUUGCUGCGCUUCAUGGUCCGCGAGAUCAUCCGCGAUUUAGGAUUUUAUACGCGACUCAGAAUGAAUUCCUGGUUGCUGCGCUUCAUGGUCCGCGAGAUCGUCCGCGACCUGGGAUUUUAUAUNCCGGACGCGGAGCCCCCUCCUCCCCCGGACCUGGCCGCGGUCACCGCGGAGCUGCGGCCGCUGCUGCUUUGGCUCGCGAACGCCCUGGAGCUGCUGAACCUCGCGCAGGGGCACCUGCAGGGGCUGGAGAGCCAGCUGGACACGGAAGACCUGCAGGGGCUGGAGAGCCAGCUGGAGACGGAAGGGCCGUGCCCCGAGCUGGAGCGGGACCUGGAGAGCUGUGACGAGGCUUUGGGGGUGCUGGACGAGGUGAUCAUGUCCACGUUCCAGCAGAGCGUCUACUACAUGACCAAGGAGUACAUGGACCCGAUGAACGAGCACAACGCCCUGAACGAGGCGCGCCAGAUGAUCGCCGUGGCCGACGAGAACCAGAACCAGCAGCUGGAGCUGGACGAGAUCCUCAAAUACAGCGAGUACUUCACGGGCAGCAAACUCAUGGACUAUGCCAGAAACGUGCACGAGGAGUUCUGA
This is a messenger RNA of Malurus melanocephalus (red-backed fairy wren), 1573 nucleotides long. RefSeq names its product ras-interacting protein 1-like. The record is from RefSeq and is a predicted model, not a curated record. Lineage: Eukaryota; Metazoa; Chordata; Aves; Passeriformes; Maluridae. Gene Ontology annotation, biological process: regulation of GTPase activity; negative regulation of Rho protein signal transduction; signal transduction. Bases 20 to 1573 code for a protein of 517 amino acids. Gene Ontology annotation, cellular component: cell-cell junction. The transcript has 8 exons. Gene Ontology annotation, molecular function: GTPase binding.